GUGCGUAGUGAUAUUUGACAUGACAAGAUUAGUGAUGCGGUUGUAAAUGAGCAGAUGGAGUGCGGACUGUGAAGAUUAUAUUCAUGUCGGAAACGUCGCUAUCUAACGCUCAAAUUGUUAUCACAAAUGCGAAGAUUGUGCCUAAAAUGGCUACAGUUGCCAUUGCUAGAGCACAAAGUGAUUAUAUUCAACCUUCCAGUACAUCACAGGAUAUCCAGCCUUCCCCUCUCGCGAUGUUAGCAGCCACAUGUAGUAAGAUUGGAACUGUUGCGGAGACAGCGGGAACAACAACCCAUGCCCCACAGACAACCGUGAAGAUUGUAGGUCAAAAUCAAGCUGGUGAAUUCAUAACAACAGCAACAGCAGGAAAUAUUGUUACUGCAGUUCCUCAAGCGUCCGUCGCUCAGCCAGUUCAGGCAGUGCCCAUUCGCCUUGCGACGGCCCAGUUAUCUUCCGGGACAAGCGGUGCUCAAGUUGUAGAUGGUUCUCAGGCUUCGCCCGUUAAAACUGUCAUAACAACGGGCUUAAAUACCCAGCAAAUAAUUCAGCCACAUGUAUUGAACAAUGCUAACUUACUGCAGUAUAGCAUAAUCCCUCAAUUACACUUGGAUUCUGAUGGAAGCCUGAUUGCAACUCAAAUCCCAGGAACUAACCAGGCAAUUCUCAGGGCUGCAACUCCAGCUCAGACAAAUUUAAAUCUAGCCACUGGAUUAGCUCUGCCUAGUGGACAACUAAUUUCUAAUGGGCAAUUUGUUCAAAAUAUUGCAACUCCUCGUUUAGCACUAGCGCAGGGUCUGACUUUUCAAUUGGCUCCAGCCUCAAAUGCAUCAGUUGCAAACACUGAACAAGGAGGGGGACAAGUCUACAGUAUUGUUGCAGCACCUCAGCAGGUAUUUCAACAGCAACAGGAUGUUUCAGACUCUAAUUUUACAAGCGAUCAAAAUAUCAAACAAGAUGUAAGAACUUCGUCUACAGGUUCAUUCGAGUUGAAACAAGUCAGUUCACAGGCUGUAACAUCGACAACCUCACAACCACAGGCCGUUCAGACAACACAGAACAUAAAAACUAAUAAUACAGUCAUUCAACAAGAUACAAAAAAUACGCAAGACCCUGCAACUCAGUUGCAGCAGCAGCUUCAACAGGUUGUGGCAUUCCAACAAACAAAUUUACAGCAAAGACCCGUGUUUACAAUUCAGCAGCCACAGACCCAGGGUGCACAAAUUGUGAAUGUGAUUCAACCCCAACAGAUAACUCUACAACCCCAGCAGUUAUCGGUUCAGCCCCAGCAAACUAUUUCUCUUCAUCCACAACAAGCAAUAUUACAACCACAGCAAGCUAUUACAGUUCGAACACAAGCAACAACGCAGAUUACGACACCAUCACAACAAUCACAAGUUGUUGCACAAGCCGUGGGUACCCAGGGAACUACGUUGAUUCAGAGCCCUUUUAUAACUGCAGUGAAGGCAAUACCAAAUACAUUAAAUUUGCAACAGGUACAACUACAAGGCUUAAAUAUAUCUGGUACAAAUGCACAGGGCCAGCCUAUCUUUACAGCAGUUUCUGGAACAACAAUUAGCAGCAAUCCAAACGUAGCUGUGCAGAGUUACAGCAUGGCAAAUGUACCAACAUUAACGGUGCCGACAGUGUCUACGCAGCUCCGUCAAGGAAUACCAACCACCACUGCUGUUGUUGGACAAGUAACCACAGUUGCUCCACAAAUUGUGCAACAAACUAUCCUGGAUACAAAGAAAUGGACACAACAGGCACAAGCAGCCAUUCAACAAGAAACCCAAGUUACUGCACAAUACCUGGCCAACCCAGUGGUAGAAGACACAGCUUCCCAACCAAAUCCAGGCAAAAGGCUUAAGCGAGUGGCCUGCACAUGUCCUAACUGCAAAGAUGGCGAUUCCAGGAACUCUGAUGGUAAAAAGAAACAGCAUAUUUGUCACAUGAGUGGUUGUGCAAAAGUUUAUGGCAAGACCAGCCAUUUGAGGGCACACUUGCGCUGGCAUACGGGAGAGCGGCCAUUUGUGUGUAAGUGGUUAUUCUGCGGCAAGAGGUUCACAAGGUCAGAUGAACUGCAACGACACAUCAGGACACACACUGGUGAGAAGAAAUUUUCGUGCGAUUUGUGUUCAAAACGUUUUAUGCGAAGCGACCACCUAUCAAAACAUCAGAAAACCCAUCAGAAACCAAAGACUGUAGUACGAGCAAACAACGAGGAGAAUGACCCUGAACAAAGCAUUAUCAUGGCGGUCGAGGAAAGCACUAUAGGCUCAACUCCAACAGUGGUGGUGACAAUGGGGAAACCAGGGGACACCAUAUGAAUUUGAAUUCGAGAAUGCAAUGAAAUCCAUUGAAUGCUGCCCUCAACUUUUAGAUCAAACUGUCACAACUUUCAGUUGCUUCUCUUCCACUUUAAUAUGCAAAUUUGAAGAACUAUUAUGUUUGAUACGUUGACAGCAUAUGAGCUUCUGUUUUUUUCACAAUUUUGAGAUAUAUAAAUACUGCAUUUCUACAGUAUGACUGUAUUUUUGUGUGUUAAGUAUGUACCCUGAUUUAUUAUACAGAAACGUAUAUUAAAUGUACAAUAAUGCUUUUAUGAAAAGCGUAAAUGAAGAUUAUAAUAUUUAUUAAUGAAUUUGAGAUGUAGUUAAAUACAUUGCAUACAAGCACAUCAACAAGUAAGAUAUGAUUUCUAUGUAUGUGUACAACUUGCAUGCACAGGCUAGUAAAUAAUGUAACCUAGUGGAUUAUUUCCUGUUCUGUUUUUAAGCAGGUUGUUUUCAAUUGUACCAUGUUUAUUUGGCUACAUCUUGAAUAUAGAUUACUUGUGUUGAUGCUUUCUUAAUCUCCAGGCCUAAGCAGAGAAUUAUGUGAGAUUACUCUAUUGAUUCAGUUUAUGAUAUAGCAAGUCAAAUAAGGAUACCUGCAAACAUGUGUGAGUGACAGGUAUAUUAGUGUUUUUAAUUUUUUAUUCACUUUAUCAAAACAUUAAACAAAUUCAAAAUCAAUUCAAAUUGAAUACUAUUUUAGUAAAUGAUAGUUAUGAGUAAAAAUGGUCUUGAAUAUAAAAAACAAUACUUUCAAAAUAAUCAUAGUAUGUAAUAUGCUAAUUAUAAAUCAGGUAAUGCUACGGAUAAUGAAUAAAUAGAUUAAUUGAUAUUGGUUGGUAAUGGAUAUUUAUCGUUACUGAUUUGUGAUAAAUCGUUUUCAGUCUUAGAGAACUAACAACUACAAAGGAAACUGAAAACAUUCAAGUGUGUGUUCACGAUUUGCCUACUGAUAUUGAUGUAUCAUGUUCCUUAAUGCUAAAAUUUUAGUUAUAAAUUGUAAAUUUUAUUGCAUGUUUCUGAAAUGCUGUUUCCUAAAGCAAUCUAUGAAUGCAAUGCACAUCAAAACAUAAAAAAAAACCUGUACAAAUUGUAGAAAGAUAAAAAGUAUAUAUGUACAUAGUGUAUAUAUAAUAGAUAGUAAAAUUCAAUUAGAUUUUUCAAUAUAUUCAUAUAAUGAAAUGAUGUAUAUUGACUUGAAAGUUAAUUUUUGAAAGGGGUUUCCAAGUUGUGAGUGUGUUGAGCAAUGGAACAAUACCUUUGCAGGUAAUUUCCCUAAAUGUCCAUCAUAGUUUUUAAUGCCAAUCUGUUUUUUCAUCCCUUUUAAUCAUAAUCAUGUAAAUUCAACCAUUGGAAUGUUUUUGCUAUUUCUUUGUUGCCAUAUAAACAUGAAUUUUCUCAAAAUGUUGUGAUAUCUUCCUAAUAUCGUGAACUUUAAAACUUUUAAAAAGUUGAAAUAUUCUUUGAUUACAGCUCCACCUCAUUAUGUCCGACUGCUUAUUCUGCACAACUCAUGAGGGUGCAGUACUGCUAGAAAUAGGAAAAUUCUGUUUUGUUAUCUGAAGAAUACUAUGGUGUCUUGAUAAAGCCUACCUGACUUGCAUUAAUUAAUGUAUGUAUUAACUAGUACAUUAAUGAUUAGUAAAACGCAGCACUGAAAAGUGAUAAGAGAACUGUGCAAUAAAGCAAAAUCUGGUUGCUUUGCUAUCCCCAUAUAUUUGUAUAUAUUCACAAUAUCACAGUAUAUUUAUAUGCAGAUAUAGUUUGCCUAUAGUAUAAUUAUAAUAUGCUUAUAUGUUUGUGUAUAUAAGUUCUAUCUGUAGCUACAUGUUUUCCAUUUGUACAACAUUAAACCAUUGUUUUUAUAUUUCUUGUAUUUAAUAAGUAGGCCUAUAUGCACCAAGCAAGCCAUCAGUAUGGAACAAAUUUCAGUCCCUAACACUUGAUGCUGACUAUUUUCUUGUUUACAAUCAGUAAACAAGACAUUAUGUUGGGAUUUAUGUAACUUCAUGUACAGAAAUUGAUGACUUUUAUCCCUUUAAAAUAAUGUACUGUACAGAAGUCAGUUGCUUCAGGAUUUCUGCCCUUUAAGAUAAUGUACAGAAGCAGCUGUCAAGAUUUCUGUGGAGAUCCAACUGCCUUUUUUUUUUAGAUAAACUUACUUGCAGAUUAAGAGAUUAGCCAGUAAUCUUGUUCUUUGAUGUUGGCCGUUAAUUUGCCAAUAAAAAUUGGUUUUAUUGGAAAUAUUAUGCAGGGGAAAUUGUGUUGCCAUGGUGCAUUUAUCUCUUGUAUGAUAAUCCUCUGGAUUCCCAUAUUUUUCUUAUGUUAUUGGCACUUUAUUGUUAUACUGUUUGAGUGUAUAGUAGUCUGCAGGACUCUAUAUAAUAAUAAUUAUUAUUAUAUUAUUUUAUUAGGUUGCUAUUGGGUUUCUAUACAUGAUGGUAAUAUUUUAUUUAUGUCCAUCUAUUUUUGAUUAUGUACAAAAAUAUGUCAAUACAUUAUGAAUACUGUUUUGAGUUGGAUGUCUAGUAUUUUCCAAAGUUGUGUGUGUGUGAUGUUUAGUUAUAGUAGUAUAUAUGAGCAAGAAUAGAGUGACCAUAUAGAUAAUUCUUGGGGUUUUUUUUGUACCAAAGUAGGACCAGUCUAAAUUCUGAAUGAUCUUGUCCUUUGUAAGCUUUUAAACUUUACUGGUUACAAAAGGUGUGCUAUGUUCUCACAUUCAUGUGAAACUAUGAAAUAUAAUUUACAGUGAUUUUUAAGUACUGUACUGUACUUCAUGAUAAAAUAAUUUUUUCUGCAAUUUAAUUAUUAUAUUAUAAUUACAUAUAAUAAUGGUGGAAUGAAGAUUUCGGAUAUUUAAAUAUUACUCUGAAUUAAAUUUAUAUGGUAGGGCUUUUUCACAUUAUGCUAUUAAAUUUGUUCUUUCACUCCUAGCAUUUAGAUAAAAAAUUUGUCAAAUUUGAUAUUUAAAAUGCUGAAUUAAUUAUAGUUACAUUUUUAGCUUUCAAUUAAAAAUCAGAAUGAUGAUUUCCCUCGACAAUUAAGAUGUAUAAAUAUUGCAGUUUCUGUAUUACAUAUUACAGUAUAUAGUCUAUUAAAUUUGCCAGUAAUCAAUUGGCUUUCAUAAUACUGAAAGGGUCUGUAAAUCUGAAUGGUUUGAUCUGUUUCAUGGAAGUUAACGCACCGUAUUUGAGCCUUUCAAAUGAGCAAUUUAUUGAGUUUUUUUCUACAUUUUAUGACAGAUGGUGUAUCUUUGAUUGUUCCGAAUUAGAAUCCUUUUAAUCAUUUGAUGUUGGUACUAUAUUAGUUAUUUUCUUACUUCACUUGUUUGGUAUUAUGAUUUAUAUCCUUGUACAUAUGCUUGGAAAAGUGUACAGUAUUAUGUUAUUGGCAACAAUUAAACCUACACAAGGAUGUAGCAUACAAAUGAAGAGGUUGUCUUUUAAAACUGAGUUCUGAAUAAAUAUAUUUGUUAUCAGAAUAAUUCCACACUUAGAUACUCUGUACAUACAAUACACAUUAUAACCACCACCAUGGCAGAAGGAGUAGCACAUUGAGGGUGCUUUUGCACUCCAUAAUGACUAACGAUGGUAGUCAAUCGUAUCAAACACUUAUUCAGCCACUUAACACUGUAAAAAAAUAAAUACAAAUCGGUCAUAAAUGCAGAAAAAUGGUGCAAAUUAACGAAAGUUACAAAAACGCGACGAGGGAACUAAACGAUUUACAUAUGCAAUCGUAUCAAACAUUUAUUCAGCCACUCAACACUGUAAAAAAAUAAAUACAAAUCAGUCAUAAAUGCAGAAAAAUGGUGCAAAUUAACAAAGUUACAAAAACGCGACGAGGGAACUAAACAAUUUACAUAUGCAAUUGACUUUUGGGUAGUUGACAAAUAAACAUAUAUAUAUGCAAAUUAUGUAUUUUUGAUGCUGCAGUACAGUAUAUGAAAGCUGGUUGGAAGUUAAAUGAAUGUGCAUAAGUGUUAGUUCACCAUAUAGUUUAUACCUUGCACAAAACCUUUUUAAAACCACAUCUCUGUCCAUCUGGAUAAUAAAAAUAAAAUCACCAUCAAUAAAAAAUAAAAAUGACACUGAUAAUUAGUAACUCACUGCUACAUUAAAACCUAUUAUGAUAAAUUACAAAAUUAUACAAACUGAGCAAAAUAUAUAAAUAUAUGUAUAUCUUCAUUUAAAAUGAUUAGUAACCAUUAUGAUAUGUACAGUAACAUCAUAUUUUAUAUAUACAGAUCAUAUAUCAUUUUGUUUCAAGACACAUUUUUGGAAGAGUUUAUCUUUAAGAGUCUUCCAGCACCUGUCCAGAUUUAGACAUUGAGUCCAUUCUAGGUAAAUGUAAUUAGAUUAGUGCACCAAAGCCUACGAUAAUUUACACAAUAAUCACAACAGCUUCACUAGACCACAGCUACUCAACAAGUCCAAAAAAAAA
This is a messenger RNA of Anneissia japonica, 6773 nucleotides long. RefSeq names its product transcription factor Sp4-like. The transcript is spliced from 5 exons. Gene Ontology annotation, molecular function: RNA polymerase II cis-regulatory region sequence-specific DNA binding; DNA-binding transcription factor activity, RNA polymerase II-specific. The record is from RefSeq and is a predicted model, not a curated record. Gene Ontology annotation, biological process: regulation of transcription by RNA polymerase II. NCBI's taxonomy places the organism in Eukaryota, Metazoa, Echinodermata, Crinoidea, Comatulida, Comatulidae. The coding region runs from base 84 to 2327 and encodes 747 amino acids.